AUGUCGGAGAUCGACCCUUCAAGCCCACAUAUUGCCACCUUCAUGGCCAAAGUCUCCGCUGAGCUCAAUAUUCCUCUUUCGCCACCCAAGGAUGUAACAGCUUUCGGCGACAAUCCGGCCUUGAAAGACGAGCUCCUGGAUCUUCUGCUUCAGGGCAAGAAAACAUCUACAACAACCUGGCCAAUCCCUGAAACGCUUCAUUGGGGAGUUGGUGACCUUUCCAUUAUACUUGACGGUAGAGGAGAACCAAGGGCUAUCAUCAAGACAACGUCGUUUGAGAGAUGCAAGUUUCGGGAUGUAAGGGAGGAAUUCGCGCUUGCGGAGGGAGAGGGGAAUUAUCAAGAAUGGAGAGACGGGCACAAACGAUAUUUCGAGCGCAGUGAGGAUUCAAAGGAUUUCAGUGAAGACGUUGAGGUGCUAUGCGAGUGGUUUGAAGUAGUGUAUCCUCAAAUUACGAGCAAGUAG
Molecule: messenger RNA, 465 nt
Organism: Colletotrichum tamarilloi
Lineage: Eukaryota; Fungi; Ascomycota; Sordariomycetes; Glomerellales; Glomerellaceae
Exons: 1
Coding region: 1-465 (154 amino acids)
Source: RefSeq, a predicted model, not a curated record